Penaeus monodon (black tiger shrimp) is the source of this 408-nucleotide messenger RNA. RefSeq lists its product as uncharacterized. The transcript is spliced from 2 exons. The record is from RefSeq and is a predicted model, not a curated record. Bases 1 to 408 code for a protein of 135 amino acids. NCBI's taxonomy places the organism in Eukaryota, Metazoa, Arthropoda, Malacostraca, Decapoda, Penaeidae.
AUGGUACGUCAAGAUAUUUUGUCCCGGGCCAUCCACCUGCAGAUGACAUUGCAGGUGAAAGCCAUGUGGAUAAGCUUGACACAACCUUACACUGUUGCAUCCACCUGCCUUCCUCCGCAUAAUCUCAACAUAGAUGAUUUGGAAGACCUACUUGGGCAGUUGUCUCAUAUAUUUCUACUCUUAGGAGAUUUCAGUGGCCAGCAUCACCUCUGGGAUGACACUUUUGACACACCCACACACUUCCAAAAUCAAGCUGGGACAUUCUCUAAUAUCAACCUGUCAGCUGGUUCACCUGGUUCACAGCUGGAUCUUACCUGGCAUAGAACACUUACAUGUAAGCAACCACUUUCCAAUACUAUUAGAGGUGAAUGGCAUACCAGCCAAUGGGGUGAAGAUAUGGCACCUUGA